AAACACUUGCAAUGCUCUCUCGGAGCCAUCUGGCUUGGCAGCACCACUGCACGGCGUAAUCACCGAUCCCUUUUCUCAAGCCUCCGGAAAACCUGCUACUACUACGUGUUCUUCUUUUUUUUUUAAGUUUUGUAGCCGAGCGUGCCACAAUCGCCGCCUUCCAUUUCUCCGAAAGGGUUCAGGGACGCAGUCUCUCUUCAAUCGAAGCUUCCCCGUCCCUCGGAUCAACUUGUGUGCGUAUUCUUUUUUUUUCCUCCUCACAUUUGUUUAUUUCAGUCUCAUUCCUCGUCGUAAGUGCAACGACCGUGACAGUUUGACAGCGGUCGUCCUGCAGCUCCGGACGCCAUCAGCGAUCAUUUAAAGCCGAGGAAGACAUCUCCCGAAGCAGGAAAUGCCGACUUCUGCUGUCCUCCAAGGUUAGGAAACACGCGUUCCCUUUCCAACAGCUCCUUGGUCAGAAGAACCAGUCUCCGGGCGACGUAGAGCGGCUUCGAUCUGCGCCGGGGGUGAACGCUGCUGCGAGCGACGUCCUCUUGCGCUUGUGUGUCCGUGCGCGUGCCGCUAUCUUCCGCCGCCGAGCUCUUCGGUCACAACCGUAUCUUAUUUUUAACCAGACAUCCAUCCACAAGGACGGCCGCGCUUUGUUCCGGAGUCGAUUGUGGACAUUAUUCGACGUCGAGAUACAGAAGGUGUCGGUCUCGGAUGCUGGCAACGCGCAUUGCUUGACGAGACGAGAUGGGCUCCACCGAUGCUUCUCCCAACGCGACGACGACGACGCUCAUUGAAGAUUUGCUCAACGCCGCCGCGAACGCGACCAACAGUUCCCAGCCGGUCAGCACCGAUGUGCCGGUGAUCAAGAAAGUGCAUGAUGUGAUGAUCGUGUUGAUCCUCGUCUCCAUCAUGUUUUCCAUGGGAUGCCACAUCAAACUGUCCGAGUUCUGGUCCCACCUCCGACGUCCUUUCGGCAUCGUGGUGGGCAUGCUGAGCCAGUUCGUGGUGAUGCCGCUGAUCGCCUUCGGCCUCAUCUCGGCCAUGCGGCUCAGCGGCCUGUACGCCAUCGGCAUGCUCGUCAUUGGCUGCUGCCCCGGAGGUGCCGUGUCCAACAUCUUCGCCUACUUCUGCGACGGCGACGUGCCCCUCAGCAUCGCCAUGACUCUGUGCUCGACCGUGCUGGCAAUGGGCAUGAUGCCGCUGAACAUGCUGAUGUACGGCCAGUACGUGGACACCGGGGACAUCGUGAUCCCCUACUCCAGAAUGGCCACGAGCCUGGUCAUGGUCUCGGUGCCGGCCGGCUUCGGCAUUCUCUUCAACUGGUUCUUCCCAAAAAUAUCGCCGUACAUUACAAAGUGGGGCAGCAGCGUCGGAGGUCUGAUCAUCGUGGCGUCACAGAUCAUGGAGGUGUUCAUCUUCCCCGACCUGUUCAGCGGCAUUCCGCCCGAGCUGUACGGAGCCACCCUGAUCAUGCCCCUGACGGGCAUGGUCGCGGGCUACGGCGCCAGCUGGGUCUGCCGGAGGCCCGAAGCCGUGCGCAGGACGGUGGCCAUCGAGUCUGGCAUCCAGAACGUGGGCACGGCGCUCACCAUCGUCUCGCUCUCGUUCCAGUUCGAGGACCAGAAGAAAGCCUUGGUGUUUCCGUGGCUCUACGCAUUCUCCAUGAGCUUUUUGAGCUUUUUGAUUUGCGUGACGUACCACUUCUACAACAAGCAUUGCUCUCGAUCCAAAUCCCACGACCUUACCGAUAGCUGCAACACCGUCCAGUCGGUGGUCGACAAGAAAGAAAAUGAGAAGGCACAGCUUGGUGAUCAUCGCAUCAUCGGCCAUGGCGUAUUCAACCCUACAUUUCAAAACUGAUGGUACCUAGCCAUCGAGACAAUUCUUGCCAAGCGGAGCUCGCUUCUUGUAGUGUCAGGGACCUUUUACAAUGAACCCAGGUGGCCCUUCUGACAGCCCAGGCUUGGUAGAACUUACAUAAAUGCCAGCUGUGGAAUGUCAGGAAAGGAUAUGAAUGGUUCAAUGCCGAU
Ixodes scapularis (black-legged tick) is the source of this 2021-nucleotide messenger RNA. RefSeq names its product ileal sodium/bile acid cotransporter. Lineage: Eukaryota; Metazoa; Arthropoda; Arachnida; Ixodida; Ixodidae. Gene Ontology annotation, biological process: bile acid and bile salt transport. Bases 736 to 1851 code for a protein of 371 amino acids. Gene Ontology annotation, molecular function: bile acid:sodium symporter activity. The record is from RefSeq and is a predicted model, not a curated record. The transcript is spliced from 6 exons. Gene Ontology annotation, cellular component: membrane.